AUGAGCAACCCAGACCGUCCUAUUGCUCAACCUAGACGUCGCUUGAAUAGAACAACUUCUACUAAUUCAGUUGGAAGCGUUGGUAGUGCUCCUGGAAGUACUAGUCCCAUGGGUCCAUUUGGAUUCAAUAGCCCUUCUUCGGCUGCUUCAUUAACAGGUGCUAAACCUCCAGUGCAACCUUCCUUUGGUAGUCCAUUCGGUGCGCCUGCAGCUGCUUCUACGACUCCAACUUUAGGAUUUAACAGUGGAUUUCCACAACAACAACAACAACAACAACAACAACCCUCAACAACAUUGGGCUUUGGUGGCAGCACAAACCUUUCUUCUGCUACGAACGCACCUACUUCUUCCAUGGGAUUCGGUGGAUUUGGAAGCCCUGUAGUACCCUCUUCAACACCAGCAUCUACAUCGACUACAACGACUGCACCUACAUUUGGUGGUGGAUUUGGAAUGAAUACCAACAGUAGCCCCUUUGGAGGUGCAUCUAAUAUACCUACUUCAGCUAGUGGAGGCACAGGAGGUUUUCAAUCAGGAUUUGGCAGCUCCUCUGGAGGUAUGUUUGGUGGAUUUGGCAAACCAGCUCAACUUCAAGAAACAGCAAAGACCAUGGAUGAUAAUGAUGCCAGUAUGGAUUCUGAUGAACAGCCACCCGCUACAUCAGCAGCAGCGGCAGCAUCUUCGUCUGGUGGUUUUGGAUCUAGCAAACCUGCCACUUCAGUUCCUGCUCCAGCAACACCCUUUGCAGGAUUCUCAUUUGGUAAACCAUCAACAACACCCAGUGCCGCAACUUCUAAGCCAUUGGAAGCGCCUACCACAACAACAUUGUCUUCGCCUUUCAGUUUUGCUGCACCUAAAGAUACUGCUGACAAGAACAAACCUACCACUGCUGCUUUUAGUUUUGGCGCACCAUCCAACACGGCACCUACCACAUCCACCAUGUCCUUCGGUACAAUCAAGGCUACAACAGCAGCAGAGGAGGGAAAACCCGCUACUACAUCUGCUCCCUCUCCCUUUGCUGGCUUAGGUAUGCCCUCAAAAACCACGCCUUCACCCUUUGCUGGCUUUGGCAACCCUAUUCCUUCAGCUAAAAUUACAGAGAUUCAUUCUCCUGAAGGCAGUGACAAUGAAAAAGAUGACAGCAAGCCAACAGAGAUUGUUCCCGCACCUAAAUUCUCCUUCACCACACCUGCUAAAGAAUCAACUGAGGGCAAUAAAUCAAGUACCACUGCUGCAGCAGAAAAACCACCCACCAUGUCAUUUGGAUCUUUUACAUCUACAUCUACCGAGAAAAAGGGUGACGAAUCCAGCACUUUCUCCACCCUCAAAAAGACUGACGUCCCACCUACAUUUGCAGGCCUGAAAUCAGCCUCUGAAGUCAGUAGUCCAUCCUCUGUCAUUGCAAAUGCCGCUAGCCCUGCUCCCACCAUCAGCACAUUUGAGAGCGCUACCAACUCAAUUUCUACUGAGAAGGAAACCACUUCUACCACCACACCAGCAGCUGAAGAAACGAAAAAGGAGGAGGAUAGAAAUGCCACUGAAAAGCAAGCUGCUCCUCGCACGAGCCUAUUAUUUGGUCAGCAACGUGAACUGAGUGCUACAUCUACCGCCUCGGACACCAGUACUCAAGCAGUCGCUGCAGCAUCCCCGUCACCUUUUGCUACAGUUACUACGACAACCAAGGAAGCAGACAAGUCUACAACGACAGGCAAGACGACCUCAGAGACCGGCAAGCCUACAUUCGGCGGAUUUAAUAAGAGUGCAAGUACAUCAUCUGAAGGAUUCUCGAUUCCCCCUGGGCCUUCUUCUUUCUUUGGCAAGCCUGCUGGAGAUAAGACAUCGGAUACUGUCGUGAUAGAAGAUAAUGAUGAAGAUACCACUGAGAAGGAGGACAAGAAACCAGCCUUCUCAUUUGGCGGUAAGCCAUUCACAAAAUCAACCACUGAUAAGCCUGCCACCUCUGCUCCAUCAUUUUCAUUCAAUCAACCAGCAAAGACUACCGACAAGCCCUCGCCAUUUGCUGGUUUCAAUUUGCCUCCUGCUUCCACAACUUCUUCUGAUAAGCCUGCACCUGCUAAACCAUUCUCAUUUGCCACGAGCACACCAUCUGAUAAACAAGCAACGCCCAAGCCAUUCUCUUUCAAUAGUCCUGCAACCACAUCCACUGACAAGCCAGCAGCACCUGCACCCACAUUCAGUUUCAAUGUACCCUCUGCUGCUACUACUACUACUUCUUCAUCUAGUGCUUCUCGCAAGAAGAGAGAUAGAGAUUCAGAAGAUGAAAAUGACCAAGAUGAGCAACAAUCACACAAAAAGAGCUUUUCAGUCAAAUCUAAAGCUGAUGCUGCAACGUCAUCUCCAUUUUCAUUCAGUAUGCCUGGAAGCAAGGAUGCGUCGCCCUUUACGUUUGGUCCAACUCCUGUCAAGAAGUCUGAUACCGAAGGUUCCAAAGAACCUACUGUUGUCCCUACCUUUAAAUUUGGCGCUACACCCGCUGCAACUGAAAAGAAGGACAGUAGCGGCAUCUUUACUUUUGGUGCUACACCAGCUGCUGCUGCUACUACUACUACGACUACUACCACUUCUACAUCUGGCUCUGCUUCCAGUAGCAAAGAGAGUACCGAAAAGAAAUCCUUCUCAUUCGACUCCCCUACUUCUGCCUCUACUUUGAAGAAGACAUUUAACUUUGGCGCACCACCUGAAUCAGAAACAACCGCUGACAGUACAUCAAAGGACAAAUCUACUACAGACGCCAAUAAUAGCAGUAAGACACCACUCAUUUCAUUUGGAGCCACUCCUGCCGCUGGUACUGCUACACCCUCGCCAUUUGGUAGUAGCAAAUCUACUGCUGCCACCGCUGCUGACAAGACAAAAGAUACCACAACCGCUACCUCAAAGACACCCGAUACAUCCAAAGGUAUUGUAACAAAGGUUUAUAGCAAAUGUCCAUUAUUUAACCUUACAUUUUUUAUGACAAACGAAGCUGGCGGUAAAGAAGGUGAAGGUGAAAAGAGCGCUAGUGCAUCUUCAGGACCAAGCACUACCAAGAAAGUCAGCUUCAAUCUUUCAGAUGCCUCCUUAUCUUCAGCCUCUUCCUUUGGCUCAUCCUUCCCCACAGCUACUAAACCAUCUGAACCAGCAUCCGCAUCGCUUGCUUUUAGUAAGGUUAAGGGCACAGAGGAUGUCACUGAACCUUCGACUCUCAAUUUACUUUCAAGUGCUGAAAAGGAUACCUCUAGUUCUGGUGUUGCUUUACAAACCACACUGAAAUCUAGCAUCACUGAAGUCAAUCAAAUUACCUACAAGACUCGAUUCUGGGAACUCCCUGAUGAAGCUAGAAAUGAGUUGGCUCAGCUUGCUCAUUUCAUCACUGAACAAACUGAUAAAAAAGAAAAGAUUGAUCAAGAGCUUGGUUCUUACUUUGGAUCAGCAUUAAAGGAAGUGCACGCCAGUGCUAUCACCGUGAACGAGGAUGCUCUCAUUUUGGGCGAGAAAUUAGAGGUUCAAAGCAAGGCUAUCGAUGAUCUCAUUCUUUUGAACAAGGAACAACGCCUGAAUGCUGCUGCUGCAAGUAAUGUUCUGCAACAAGACUCUAGAAACUGGCGUAUGCGUGGUGCUAGUGAGAAUUUGAAUUUCUUCAAACAUGCUAUCAUCAACAUGGAAGAAAGAAUGAACCAGUUGUCAGAAACCGUAUCUACCGUUGAGCAAGCAGUCGAUAGUUACCAACCAAAUCUGCAAUUCUCUCCUCAACACAUUGGUGCCAUAUUGGGUCAUCAAAGUAAAAUGUACAUGUCCUUGGCUGGUCGUGUAGCUGAAAUUCAUCAAGAGGCUGAUCGCGUUGUCAAGAGACGUAAAUUGACAAAAUAA
Messenger RNA from Mucor velutinosus, 3864 nucleotides. RefSeq names its product alanine transaminase. NCBI's taxonomy places the organism in Eukaryota, Fungi, Mucoromycota, Mucoromycetes, Mucorales, Mucoraceae. The record is from RefSeq and is a predicted model, not a curated record. The transcript has 5 exons. Bases 1 to 3864 code for a protein of 1287 amino acids.